Oncorhynchus mykiss (rainbow trout) is the source of this 1256-nucleotide messenger RNA. RefSeq names its product phosducin-like protein 3. The record is from RefSeq and is a predicted model, not a curated record. Gene Ontology annotation, molecular function: vascular endothelial growth factor receptor 2 binding; protein folding chaperone. Gene Ontology annotation, biological process: protein folding; angiogenesis; positive regulation of gene expression. NCBI's taxonomy places the organism in Eukaryota, Metazoa, Chordata, Actinopteri, Salmoniformes, Salmonidae. Gene Ontology annotation, cellular component: cytoplasm.
UUCUAUAUUUGAGAUAUCUGACAAGUAUUUAAGUUUUGUCACAUUAAAGAUCUUGUUUUACUCCGGAAUAAAUAUGGGUGAGGUCCUUCUAUUUCCGUGUCUGGGAAGAGCAGUGGUGUUUUCAGCGUCUGUUUUGAACGGUUAAAAAAAUGCAGGACCCUAAUGCAGAUACAGAGUGGAAUGACAUCCUGAGAAAGAAGGGGGUCCUUCCUCCCAAGGAGAGAACUCAGGAUGAGGUUGAGGAGGAAGCUCUAGAGAAGCAGAUAGUUCUUGAGCAGUCAUCUGUUGUGAAAACCUAUGAGAGCAUGACUCUGGACGAGCUGGAUGAGAACGAGGAUGACUUCAGUGAAGAGGACGAGGCCGCCAUCGAGAUGUACAGACAGAAGAGGCUUGCAGAAUGGAAAGCCACCCAGAUAAAGAAUUGCUUCGGUGAAGUAGUGGAGAUAUCUGGGCAGGACUACAUCAAGGAGGUGAACAAAGCUGGAGAGGGAAUCUGGGUUGUGCUCCAUCUCUACAAACAGGGAGUACCUCUGUGUACCCUGAUAAACCAGCAUCUAUCAGAGCUGGCCAGGAAGUUCCCCCAGACCAAGUUCCUCAAGUCCAUCUCCACCACCUGCAUCCCAAACUACCCCGACCGCAACCUGCCCACAAUAUUUGUCUACCACGAGGGAGAGAUGAAGGCACAGUACAUCGGGCCUCUGGUAUUCGGAGGCAUGAACCUCAAAGUUGAAGAGCUGGAGUGGAGGUUAUCGGAAUCUGGCGCUGUCAAGACAGACCUGGAAGAAAACCCCAAGAAGCAGAUUGAAGACAAGCUAAUGUCGUCGAUUCGAUCCACUCUCCCCACACGGAAAGACAGUGACUCAGAAGAGAACUAGCCCCCUAACCUCCAAAUAACAUUCAUCUAAUGCUCCACGGUCUCUGAAUGGGGAUGGCUUUCUCCUGUGGGGAUGUAUUAAAAUGCACACCUCUUCCUAUGCUUACCGCAGAGAGGCUCCGUCGGUUCUAUGCCUUCCCGAUUUAAAGGAUCUCGUGUUAAGUGAUCAUUCUCCUAAAUCAGAUCACUCUUCAAUAGGGUUUCUACAGAACCUUUGGUUGAAUAUUGUCCUUUUUUACAUAUACGUUUUAUAAUAUGACAAUAUAAAUGUAUACAUCUAAUUGUAAAAUUAAAUGUAAGUAGACAUUCACCCAUGCCAUAAUCACAGUUGACAGUUUUUUAAAUAAAGUGUUCGCUGUGAUCUGUGUAACCAUCACAUGAA